Mus pahari (shrew mouse) is the source of this 1964-nucleotide messenger RNA. RefSeq names its product G protein-coupled receptor 34 (gene Gpr34). The record is from RefSeq and is a predicted model, not a curated record. The transcript has 3 exons. Gene Ontology annotation, biological process: G protein-coupled receptor signaling pathway. Lineage: Eukaryota; Metazoa; Chordata; Mammalia; Rodentia; Muridae. Gene Ontology annotation, molecular function: G protein-coupled purinergic nucleotide receptor activity. Bases 366 to 1493 code for a protein of 375 amino acids. Gene Ontology annotation, cellular component: membrane.
GUCGACUGUGACCAGAAUGGAAGCUGCAGAGCCUCAUCAUCUUUUCCUUGAAAUAGGAGAGAGCACUUCGGCUUACUUGGCUCCAAACGGGACCCAAGGGCUGUCACAGUGAAAAAAGAAAGAAAAGGGGAAAAACAACUGUACCACAUGUGAAUAUAAAAAAGAAGAGAACUCUAGCCAAUUGCACCACCACCGGAUGGAAGAGCCCAGCUGACACAACCUAGUCUAGGGAGUUUUGGGUUUACCCCUUUAACUUCAGGAAAGCUUCAACUGAAAAUCUGAAGACACAAAGAAGUACAAAGAGCAUGUCAUUUAGCUCUCUUUCCUGAUAGUUACAGAAGACGUUGAGAAGUCACACUGUAACAAUGACAACUACUUCAGUUGACAACUGGCUUUGCUCCUCCCAUGGAAUGCACUUUAUAACUAAUUACAGUGACCAAGCCUCACAAAAUUUCUCAGGAGUGCCAAAUGUCACUAGCUGUCCAAUGGAUGAAAAAUUACUAUCUACUGUGUUAACAACCUUCUACUCUGUUAUAUUCCUCGUGGGACUGGUUGGAAACAUCAUUGCCCUCUAUGUCUUUCUGGGCAUUCACCGUAAAAGAAAUUCCAUUCAAAUUUAUCUACUUAAUGUGGCUGUUGCAGACCUUCUACUCAUCUUCUGCCUCCCUUUCCGCAUAAUGUAUCACAUCAACCAAAACAAGUGGACACUAGGUGUGAUUCUUUGCAAAGUUGUGGGGACACUAUUUUACAUGAACAUGUAUAUUAGCAUUAUUUUGCUUGGAUUUAUCAGUUUGGAUCGCUAUAUAAAAAUCAAUCGGUCUAUACAACAAAGAAGGGCAAUAACCACCAAGCAAAGUAUUUAUGUUUGCUGUAUAGUAUGGACAGUUGCUCUUGCUGGAUUUUUAACUAUGAUCAUUUUGACACUGAAGAAGGGAGGUCAUAAUUCCACAAUGUGUUUCCAUUACAGAGAUAGACAUAAUGCAAAGGGAGAAGCAAUUUUUAACUUUGUUCUUGUAGUAAUGUUCUGGCUUAUUUUCCUACUGAUAAUCCUCUCAUAUAUUAAGAUUGGCAAGAAUCUACUGGGAAUUUCUAAACGAAGGUCAAAUUUUCCUAACUCUGGCAAAUAUGCUACAACAGCCCGGAACUCCUUUAUUGUACUGAUCAUUUUUACUAUAUGCUUUGUGCCUUACCAUGCCUUUCGAUUCAUUUACAUUUCUUCACAGCUAAAUGUGUCCUCUUGUUACUGGAAGGAAAUCAUUCACAAAACUAACGAGAUCAUGCUGCUUUUCUCUUCUUUCAACAGUUGCUUGGAUCCUGUCAUGUAUUUCCUGAUGUCCAGUAACAUUCGCAAAAUCAUGUGUCAACUUCUUUUUAGAAGGUUUCAAAGUGAAGCAAGCAGAAGCGAAAGUACUUCAGAAUUUAAGCCAGGACAUUCCCUGCAUGAUCUAUCCAUGACAGUCAAAAUGCCGCAGUACAGCACUAAGGGUAACUGAGGCAAAUGUACUAAAAUGAAUGACAAAAAACAGUCUCUUCAUUUCCUGAGAUUGGUAAAAUUAUUGAACAAAGUCCUAAUAUGUCCAAAACUCAGAUCUUUAAAAGUGAUCUUUCACUUGCUUAAUUGCAAAAUAGUUCAAAGCAAAGCAAAGCUUACAUUAAUCCCUAGAUUUUAGAACUAUAUGUAGAAUUUUCACAGAAUACAUUGUUAAGCUAACACUUUUAACAAUGGUUACAAUGUUAAGUGAAGUUCACGGAUUUAACAACAAAACAGAUAAAAUGUCAUUGUUUUUUUCAAGUCACUAAAGAGUUAAUAAAGUUAGGCACUUGAUACUAAUUUUAAAUAUGUUUAAAAAUAAAGUAAUCUGGGGACUGAGUUGAAAUGUCACUGAACAUGAGUAUUACUUUAAAAUCUUACAUCACUUGAUGCUAUAUUCAUUUGUGUCUAAAUCUCUGCUAACAGAUGAAAU